GAUCAUGGUAUCGUAAGAUAUUUAACAGUGGUCCCAUUCUUUCUUUCUUUCCACCACUAUGUGGAAUCCUAUCACUGUCGGGCAAUCUGCUACUCACCCGUUUACAGAUUAUUCUCGCUGGAGACUUCUCGUCAACGACGGUGGCAGACACACAUGGCACUAUCCCCGAACAGACGAGGAACUCGCCAACUGGCCUCAAAAUACAGUUGAUGAAUUUUGGUUAGGUUUGAACACUGGCCUACCAGAGCUUCCCCCGGCAAAGGACGCAUACGAAGCUGCGCGAAACGGGUACGAGUUCUACAAGCACCUACAGGCUCAUGACGGCCACUGGCCUGGAGAAUAUGGAGGCCCAAUGUUCCUGCUUCCUGGCUUGGUAAUAGGGUCCUAUGUUAGCGGCAUGGGAUUCAAAGAGGAGGAGCGGUUGGAGAUGAUUCGGUAUUUAAUGAACCGUGCGCAUCCCGAAGAUGGAGAAGGCCAUUCAACUGUCUUUGGCACUGGACUUAACUAUGCUGCCAUCCGUAUACUCGGCCUUGAUGCUGAUCAUCCUGUCUGCGUGAAAGCCCGUGCUACUCUUCAUAAACUUGGUGGUGCAACAGCUAUACCCGCAUGGGGUAAAUUCUGGCUAUCAAUUUUGAACUGCUACGACUGGGCAGGCAAUAACCCUGUACCCCCUGAGUUGUGGCUCCUGCCAGAUUGGGUCCCAUUCCACCCUCACCGAUGGUGGAUCCACACUCGCACUGUCUACGUCCCUAUGAGCUAUCUCUACGGCGUCAGAUAUACCAUGGAAGAAAACGAUCUCAUUCUUUCUCUACGACAAGAAUUAUACCCACAAGACUACUAUACCAUCAACUGGCCCGCCCAACGAAACAACGUCUCAAAAGCCGACCUAUAUGCACCACACAGUGGGAUCUUCGAUGCUCUCAACGUUGUUCUAUCAAGCUACGAACAUUGUAACAUUCCUCCCCUCCGACGCGCCGGCGUCGCCAAAGCCUAUGAGCUCAUCGUGCGUGAGGACGAGAACACGGAAUACCAGACCCUCGGCCCUGUCUCGAAGAUGUUCAACCUCAUCGCUCGAGCACACGCUGAAGGCCCCGAGAGUUUCGCAUACAAACAGCACGCUAUCAAGCGGCAGGAUUUUAUGUGGAUAGGUGCCGAGGGGAUGAUGAUGUGUGGAACUAAUGGGAGCCAGUUGUGGGAUACGGGAUUUAUCACGCAGGCAUUGGUGGAGACGGGCUUGGCGGAUUUGGAGGAAAAUAAGAAGGGGUUGAUCAAGGCUCUCGAGUGGCUCAAUGAGGCUCAAAUCAGGGAUAACCCGAAACACUAUCAUUCAUCUUAUAGGCACACGACUAAGGGUGCUUGGGGGUUUAGCACGAAGGAACAAGGAUACACUGUCAGCGAUUGUACGGGAGAGGGCCUAAAGGCAGUCAUGUACCUGCAACACGACCUUGACUUCACACCCAAACUUGUAUCCGAGCGCAGAAUGUGCGAUGCUAUCGACGUAAUGCUGACUUUGCAAAACCCGAACGGUGGAUUUGCAAGCUACGAGCUCAUACGGGGUCCCUUUUGGAUGGAAAUCCUCAACCCUGCAGAAGUCUUCGGUGAUAUUAUGAUCGAGUACUGCUACCCCGAAUGCACAACCUCUGUCCUCACAUCCCUCGCCAUCUUCAGGAAACACUACCCCCAAUAUCGUUCCAAGGACAUCGAGCGCACCUUGAAACAUGCGAUUGAAUACCUCCACAAUGCACAAAAGCCCGAAGGAGGCUGGGUGGGUUCCUGGGGGAUCUGCUUCACCUACGCUACCCAAUUUGCAUUAGAGAGUCUCUCCCUCGUCGGUGAGACCUACGAGACAAGUCCGUAUUCACGCAGAGCCUGUGAAUUCUUGUUGAAGAAGCAGAGGAAGGAUGGGGGGUGGGGUGAGAGCUAUAAAUCGUGCGAGCAGAGCGCAUGGGUCGAGCAUGAGAACAGCCAAGUCGUGCAAACCUGCUGGGCGGUGAUGUCCCUGAUGUAUGCCCGGUACCCAUACCCCGAGCCCAUCGAAAAAGGCGUGCGGCUUGUCAUGUCGCGCCAACUUCCUAACGGCUCCUGGCCACAAGAAGCUAUCGAAGGGGUAUUCAACAAAACAUGCGCUAUUGCCUACCCCAAUUUCAAGUUCUCGUUUCCAAUAUGGAUGUUGGGCAAGGCGCACAAGUACCUAGCUGAGCUCAAGGGUGGGAGUGGGAGAAAUGGGCUUUCGUCGAACGGAGUGAAUGGAUAUCAUUAA
Laccaria bicolor S238N-H82 is the source of this 2260-nucleotide messenger RNA. RefSeq lists its product as uncharacterized. Lineage: Eukaryota; Fungi; Basidiomycota; Agaricomycetes; Agaricales; Hydnangiaceae. Gene Ontology annotation, molecular function: lanosterol synthase activity. Gene Ontology annotation, cellular component: lipid droplet. The record is from RefSeq and is a predicted model, not a curated record. The transcript is spliced from 12 exons. Gene Ontology annotation, biological process: ergosterol biosynthetic process; triterpenoid biosynthetic process. The coding region runs from base 59 to 2260 and encodes 733 amino acids.